This is a messenger RNA of Manduca sexta (tobacco hornworm), 5428 nucleotides long. RefSeq lists its product as uncharacterized. Gene Ontology annotation, biological process: apical protein localization; asymmetric cell division; regulation of asymmetric cell division. Gene Ontology annotation, cellular component: apical cortex. The transcript is spliced from 10 exons. Lineage: Eukaryota; Metazoa; Arthropoda; Insecta; Lepidoptera; Sphingidae. Gene Ontology annotation, molecular function: cytoskeletal adaptor activity. The record is from RefSeq and is a predicted model, not a curated record. Bases 326 to 3964 code for a protein of 1212 amino acids.
GGCGAGUCUUGCGACUACCGUGUUUUGUAUUCGAUAAACGUAAACGUCAGAGGUGAGACGUGCGGAAUGUGCUACAAUAGUGCUCGGAUAGUUCGCAAAGCGCCGCGAAAAACUUGACAUUCCCGCGCUGGUGAAUAUUACUUGAAAACAGUGAGAACCGGUGUUUUUGAAAUGUAUAUACGAGAGAAAAUUAUGAAUUAUUGACGUAAUGUACAUAACUUGUGAUGUUUAGUGUUGUGACUUUUAAUUUCUAAAUAUACAGAGAAUUGAAGGUGGAACGUGAUAGUGUACCGCUUUCCCGAGAAAGUGUCCGCAGAUCCGCAGGAUGUCGAAUUUCCAACGCACGCGCAGUAAAGUGUGGUGGGGUGAUUCACCUCCGAACAUCGGCAGUCCAGUGGCCCCUCACGCGGAGUGGAACCGAAACAAUCGCGGCAGAGACGAGCCAGACUGGGAGCCUCAAUUGCCACACUGGAUUGCCAACCAGCCCGACCAACAAAGGAACAAUAGCGCUGAUAAUAUUGCGCAACAUAAUGUGCAGAUAAAUCAAUGGCCCUUGAGACACGGCAGCCCCGGCAGUCACAAAAGCCAAGAUUCCGGAUUCUCCGACUCCGAUAGCUCCCCGCCUCCCUCGCAAUACUAUCAGCCAGAAAACAAUGAAUCAAAAGAUAAGUCAUCCAGCAGCAGCGAUUCGAACAAUAACGAAAAUAUUACGGUGAAACAUGUUUCGAAUUUACAAAACUCGCCGGAGAAUAAAGAUGUUGUUGAUAACCCCAAAACACCGGAUCAUGCAGAGAUUCCGACGCCGAAACCUCGACUUCGAAGUAGUAGUGUAAUACAGACGCCAUACGAUUUACAAAAAUACUACGAAAUUCAUCACGAUGAAGAACAUAUGGAGUUAUUAAAAGACAAAGAUGUCGACGACGCAAACAAAUCAGAGCAAAAAUAUAUUAAUCCGAAAAACUUUAAUAACGAGAACAUAAAUAAAGGAAAAUCGAAUAAUUCACCCUCGAAAAAUAUAAAUAUUAAACAAUCGAACGUCAAGAACGACAGUAAAAUAAAUCAUAAUGUACACAAAAAUAAUGCUACGAUUAAUAAAGAUAACACUCAAAGUCAAAGUGCAAUACAAAAAGAUACCAAAGAAGUACCAGUUAAAAAUAUAAAUAUUAUAAGUCCAUCUAAGAAAUACCCGGUUAAGAAAACGUUUAUAUCUAACGCUGAGAACGAUAGCACCAAAGUUAUUAAAGUAGCAAAAGUUAAAGAUUUAGAAACUAGUAAAAAUAAGUCUGAUGAAAGUUUAGAAUACAUUAAAUUGGCUGAUCACAAUGAGAUUGCAGUUAAUAACCAGCCCAGAAAUCGCACGCCUAUUUCGAAUGUUUCUUAUAUACCUACCGAAAAAUCUUACAAAACAGAAUACAAUCGCAGCAUAUCAAACGAAUACACCUUACCCAUUACUACAACACCGAAAUUUGAAAGAAACAGGUUAAAUAAAUCUCUUAAUUUUGAAGCUCAACGCUUAGACCAACAAAUACUAGACAUUCAAGAUGGACAUCAUUCUUUAGGAUAUAUUCAUGAAGACACAAUCUCUGAAGAUACACAAUAUGACAAAGAAUACAUACAUAAACCAACCAAAGCUCUCCUUGCAAAGAAUAUUAUGGACAGCCUGCAUUUGAAACCAACUAAAAAAGCAGGACCAAAAGCAAAACAACGAAUGGCCACGAAGUGUGAUAGAACUAAAGAAUUAUUCAGGAUAUUUCCAUCAAAAAAAGAAAAACCCGGAGUUGCAGACUCCCUAGCUGGGGGAACUUUAAACGGUAGUAGAGUUCCAUCAUUAGGAUUACCUAGAACUAGUGAACAUAAUAACUGGGUCAUAGUCGGUUAUCCAGAAAAAGAAUUACUUAUUCCUCACUACAACGAAAGACUUGUCGCUACUGAAAGCGAUUUAAAUUUAAGGGCAAAAGACCAACCCGAAGAAGAUCUCAGUUAUCUACAAAAUAGAAGGGUCACACCUCCCCCACAAUUCCAGGACAAACAAAAAACACCAUACGAAACAGAUUCUAAAAAUGACGAAGAUCUAACCCACGAUUCUAAAAGAGAGAAAUUAAAAGAUGACGAAUUAAACUUUGUAGACAUACAAUUAAAUUUAGCCUGCACCUCAACUCCCAAAAUGUUAGCCCCUGAUGAGUUUAUGAAUGGAAGAAAAAGUAACAGAAAAAGUUUACGCAAAUCAAUAUUGACUGAUUUCAACAGUGGUGUGGUUUUAAACAACCAGAACGAGAUACUAUAUAGAGAAAGAAGUAUUGACCAAACGUUAUUGGAACGUCUUUGUGAAAGGAAACCAGAGCCAGUUCAGUACUGGCUGUGUGACUUAAUUGGUUCGUGUGAAAACGAAUGUAUGACAACCUUGCAGAGCAAGCCUUUGGGAGCGGAGAUGAAGGCUUUGGUAUCAGCCAGUUCUGCUACAAUCACUGGCAACAUCAAAAAAGUGCAAACGCACGGCCAGAUUAUCGUCCAUCACUACAGUGAUGUGCUAAGGCAAAUUGAAGCUAACAAAUCGUGCGAGGAGCAAAUAUGUUUGCUGGUUGCGAAUAUAAAUGAGUUUGUAUUGGCACAUAGCAUAACGUUAAACACCAAGCCUCCUGGUGAAACACCAGAACGAUGGGAUAAAAUUAAGAAGUCACUGCAAAUGUAUCUACAGAAAUUGAUAGAUAUAGGCGAAGAUGUGAAGAUUGAGUUGAAUGAGAGCAAUACCGAAUGGAAUCUCGUGCAAAAGCAUCUCGACACACUGAUAGGAAUCUUCUUGGAGACUACGAAAGCUGUGCUUGUGCAGCAGAUGAAGACACUAGUCUCCAUAAUAGAAGAACCGCCAUCAGACAUGAUACUAAAAAGCACUUUAACAUCUAUCGGGCACUUGGCAAUGCUAAGUGACAAUACAGAAGGCUCACUCCACGAGGAAUGCGUUAAGAUCAUGAAGAGUAUAACCGAGCUUCCGUUUGUGGACUGUGGUGUGCCGAGGGCGUUAUUAACAGCAAUUAUUGAGAGCAACAAGAGUUCCAUAAAAGCAUUGUCUUUACGCGCUCUAGCUACGGUGUGCGUUACCGGAGACGCUGUUAAGCAGUUUGAAGAGGGUGGCGGUAUCGAGAUCAUAUCGGACAUUUUAUCAGACGAGUCGAACCCCGAGCCGCAGAUGCGGGAGGCGAUCACCGUGCUCACUCAGAUCACGGCUCCGUGGCUGCGAGGACAUUACGAUCUCACGCAAAUGCAUCUAUAUCUGGACAAUAUCGUCGAUAAAAUUACGGGAAUACUAUCUCGAACGGAAUGUUGCCAGUUACUUCUAUUAUGUACUGCCUGUUUGGUGAAUUUGGUGCGGGAGCUGGAAUUGGAGAGACGAGAGGAAGAUGUGGCUAAUGACUCGGAUAUCGUGGAGGUCAUCACCAAGCACCGCACUGUGGAACGGUUGCUGGAUGCCGUGAAACGUCGAGGGCCUCAUAUCUCCGUGUUUUUGCAAGAACAAACAGCGUCCCUACUAGCGUCGUUAUGCCGCAUCCCGCGCUGCGUGCUGCAGCUGUCGCGGCUGGGCGCGGUGGUGGCGGCGCUGGUGUGCUUCACGCGCAGCGCGCCCGCGCACGCGCCGCGACACGCCGAGCUGCGGGCGCAGGCGCGGCUGCACUGCCACGCCACCGACGCUAUAUCUAGGUUAUCGGUUAUACCCGAUGUCGCCCAACAGAUAGUCCAGCUCGAAGGAGUUCCGCACCUUACCCGGCUGGUUAGGGUGCAGCGAACCCGGCCGCAUCUCGAACACAACCCGGACCAAACGCUCAUACACUGCCUCAAAGCGUUGCGAACCAUCUACAAACACAUACCCGAAGCUUUCGACGAAUACCAAAAAGACGUCGAAGAUAUGAUCCGACCGCAUUUAAUGGAAUCUUUGAUGCUCUUCUCGGCCAAGCAGGAGAGCUAUGUUUAAAUUGACAAUAUACAGUAUAAACUUUGUAAUUUUAAUGACAUAAUUUUAAAUAAAAAUUGGGCAAAGAAACAUUUUAAUCAGUGAUUAGUUAAACACUGAUUAUGUAUGUUUAUAGGUGGGGUAAAUUUAUCAAAUUGGAGACUGAAAUUGAGACUUUAGUCAGUGGUGUGGCUUACCAUAAAGGGACCCUAUAUAUGAAUUUGUUGGGACUCUUCAGGACAGUGCAAACUUUUAGGGCUGUCACCCUCUUGAGGGACCUCUAACGCUCGGGGGCCCCGUAUAACUAACACGGUCGAUACGGCGGUAGUUACACCCUAGACAUUGCUUCAUAUAUUUUAAGCUUCUUGAAUUUUAAUUUGUUAAUGGAUAAUACUUCUAUGCUAUGACAUGAAAUACAUAAUACAAUAAUCACUUUGUCUCGGAAAAAAUGUACUUGACAAAUGAAAGACUUCAUGCUUAUACUGCCAUACAUUCCACUUUUCAUUCAAGUGUUGUAUAUAAAAUAUUUUACGCAAAUUCCACUUAUUGUAUGUAUAGCUUACACAUAGCAUUACGCUCGUUGUACUAUUCAGAUUUGUAAAUAAGUUAAUCUAUUAUUUAAGAGCCUUAUGAUUGUUUUAAUUAAUCAGUGCUUUGUCUCUUUCUCUAAAAAGUGACAAAACAGUGAUUAAUUAAACACUGAUUAACAAUGUUCAUGUAUAGCCUUACUAGGGGAAUAAGGAACCUCGCUACGACAAAUGUAUGGAACUAAUUGUACCGACAAAGGUUUAAAAAAAAAUAUGGCGCCACAAGAUUUUUUUUAUUUUCCUGGUUUGGCUAUAAGUUUAAUAUUUCUACUUAAUAUGUUAACUUUAUGUCUUAUGUCUAUUUGUCAGUGGCCAUACUACGAAGGAAUUACUAUUUGCUAGUCUUAAUUUCUUUAGUUCUAGUUCUAAUGGUUUUGAGAAAUGAUAGGCGUGUCAAUUGUAUACGAAUGGUGAUCAAAGAUGGAAUAUUUUAAGUUAUUGUUUUAAGUAAAUCUAUACAAUGAAUUAUUCUCGAAAUAUCUUAAGUACUAUAGCGGAACCAUUGACUUAUAAAGUGUAAUAAAAACUAUUUAAUGUAUCGAAAUAGAUUUUUAAUGAAAUAAUAUAGGUAACCUUAAUAUUUUUAAACCCGGGCUAACCUUGGCCACUGCAGAAGUAAAAACAUCUUUUUAUAAAUAAAAAACAAUUUUGUUCUGAAUAUUUCAUGAAAAUUUUAUAAAUUAGUAAAAAUAACAUUCAAUAAACUACUUAAGUUAAUUUCAAGUUUUAUCCAAUUUGUAUUGGUCCAUAUUGUACACAAUGAAUACCACCACUAACUAUAUGUACGUAGUAAUAAGUACAUACAAUAUAUUGAAAAUAUUUGUAGAUAUCAUGUAUGGAAUGUGCAUACAGCUCGCGACAUUGUUAUCGUUUCAAAUAAAGUAUAUAACAAAAUGAA